CACCAUCAAGCUCCACCCUCCCGGAGCGCUCAUGCAGCAAAAUCAAACUUACCCGGAAAGAGUGAUUUGCACUUUUGCACUUUAAUUUUAGCCUAUAAAAACUGUCUCCAAAUAUCCACCUGAAGGAAAUCCACUAAACCCCGGACGCGAUACAUUUGUCCUCACAGGUAUAAUGAAGAACUGCUGUGGUCUGAUAACCUCUCAGAAGGAGCCAGUUCCUCUGAAGAGCGUGGAGGUGGAGGUGGAGGUGAGGGACCAUGUGGCUACAGUGGUGUCCACUCUGAACUAUGAGAACAAGGAGGACAAACCACUGGAGGCUGUUUUUGUCUUCCCUCUGCCUGGAGAUGCUGCUGUCUGCCAUUUCAGUGCUAAGAUUGGACAGACACAGAUUGUUGCUGAAGUGAAGGAGAAACAGAAGGCUCGUGAGGAGUACGAUGACGCUCUGAGCUCCGGUCAGCAGGCCUUCCUGUUGGAAGAGAGUGAUCAGAGUCCAGAUAUUUUCUCUCUGAGUGUGGGCAGUCUGCCUCCAGGAGAGAGCGCUUCCAUCAGGCUGGAGUACGUCACUGAGCUGGCUGUGCAGGCUGAUGAAGGGCUGAGGUUUUGCCUGCCUGCUGUGCUCAACCCUCGCUACCAACCACGGGGUAGUGAAGAUGGCAGUGUCGAGGUGACCUCUGUCCCCGCCUCUCUGGUCCCCUACAGUCUGUCUUUCUCUGCCCGAGUGUCCUCUCCACGUCCAGUCUCUAAACUAGAGUCCAACUGUCCCCUGGACCCUGUUCAGUACCUCAAUACAGAGCAGAGCCAGGCCACGGUCAAGCUGGCGGCAGGACACAAGUUUGACAGAGAUGUUGAACUUCUGAUUUAUUACAAAGAUACCCACCAGCCCACUGCUGUGGUGGAGGCAGGACAGGCCUCUGCCAAGCCUGGCACUCUGAUGGGUGAUCCAGUAGUGAUGCUGAGUCUGUACCCAGAGUUCCCCCAGGCUGUGAUGUCUUCACUCGCCUCAUGUGGAGAGUUUGUGUUCUUAUUGGAUCGAUCUGGCAGCAUGGGUGUCCCUAUGCACAACAGCGAGGAUUCACAGACUCGCAUUGGCAGUGCCAGGGAUACUCUGCUGCUCCUGUUGAAGAGUUUACCAAUGGGCUGCUAUUUCAACAUCUACAGUUUCGGGUCCAGCUAUGAACACAUCUUUCCUAAGAGUGUGGAGUACAGUGAGAAGACCAUGGAAGAGGCUCUGAAGAAGGUUAAAGGGAUGGAAGAUGAUUUGGGAGGAACUGAGAUCCUUGAGGCCCUCAAACACAUUUACAGCCAGGCCUGCAUUCCCAAUCAACCUAGACAACUGUUUGUCUUCACUGACGGAGAAGUAGGGAACACCAAAGAAGUAACCAAUCUGGUGAAGAAGAAUUCAAGUUCCCACAGGUGUUUCUCUUUUGGCAUUGGUGAAGGAGCCAGCUCUGCUCUUAUCAAUGGGUUGGCCAAAGAAGGUGGAGGUCACGCUCAGUUCAUCACAGGCACUGACAGGAUGCAACCCAAAGUGAUGCAGUCGCUGCGUUUUGCUCUGCAACCAGCUGUGGUGGAUAUUUCAGUGAAGUGGGAUUUGCCAAAGGGAAUCUCUGUCACUGUUCUCUCUCGACCAAUCACAACACUUUUCCAGGGUCAAAAGUCACUGAUUUAUGCCCAACUCACUGGAAAGAAUCCAAAAGCAGCAGAGGGCAGUGUGAAGGUGAAGUACAACCUAGCAGGUCAUCCCUCUGCGAACCAGCUCCACUUCAGCCUCAAACCUGCAGAGGACUCUGGAUUAACAGUUCACAGGUUGGCUGCUCGGACUCUGAUUCGCUCCCUGGAGAUGGAGGAGAAAGAAAAACAAGAAGUAAAAGGAGGAAAGCGAGAUGGAGUGAAGAAGAAGGUGGUGGAGCUCAGCGUCCAAUCAGGAGUUAGCAGCACCUUCACUUCCUUCAUUGCUGUCAAUAAAGGCAGCGGCGAGAUGAUUCAAGGACCCAUGGUGCGCCGAAAUGUUCCAACACCCAUGAUGAUGAACUGUGGUAUGCAGAGUAUGAAGAGCAGAUCCUAUAGUCCUGCGCUUGGAAGGUCGUUGUGGAACUCAGGUCCCUGUCUGCAAUCAGCUACGUUAGCAACGGCGGCGAGCUCAGAUUGGGAAUCAGCUACGUUAGUGAUGAUGGACUGUGAUAUGCAGAAUAUGAAGGGGACAUCCUAUAGUCCUGCGCCUGGAACAAUGUUGGCGAGCUCAGGGGGGGAAUCACCUACAUUAGGAGGAUUUGGGAAUUGGGAUGGUCUUGCAGAGGCAAAGCCUGAACUGCCUCCCAGAGACCCUCUGCUGCAGCUGGUCUCCCUCCAGAAGGCAUCUGGUUGUUGGGUGCUGGAUCAGGCUCUGGCUGCUGCGCUGGGAAAAACCAGCGAGGAGGUGGAGAACGCCCAACCUUCAGGGGUGAAUAAGGAAGUGUGGGCCACCAUUCUGGCACUGGUCUGGCUUCAUGGUUUCAAGGUGGAUGCUCAGGAAGAGUGGGAGCUUCUGGCUAUGAAGGCUGUGUCAUGGCUCCGUGCUCAGAACGCCCAAUGUGUGUUGGAGUGUGUGGAGGCUGGGAACACCCUGCUGGGUUGUAAGGUGCAGAAAGAUGCCCUGGGAAUCUGAGGUUUUCAUUAAAGUGACUUCUCCUUUAGGAUUGUUACAAGAAAGCAGAUUUAUUCUCAUUCAACAACAUUUUCUUUAUAUUGUUAUCAUUGCAAUUCACUCUUUGCACUAUUAACAUUUCAACAAACAAUAUAUUCCUGCAAAACUGCACAGAAACGGAUUUGCUUAAACCCAAGUGGACAUAAGCUUGCCUCUUCCUCGUGAGCCUUAAAUAACUUACCUAUUAGUAUUGAGUGCACUGCCUCAAUUUCAGUCACAAUCAUGGAUGCUAAAAAGUACAACUGUUAAUGAGAAGCAAAAUUAUGAUUCAGAAGAGUUCAAUUGAUUACC
Eleginops maclovinus (Patagonian blennie) is the source of this 2974-nucleotide messenger RNA. Its product is annotated as von Willebrand factor A domain-containing protein 5A-like. NCBI's taxonomy places the organism in Eukaryota, Metazoa, Chordata, Actinopteri, Perciformes, Eleginopidae. The record is from RefSeq and is a predicted model, not a curated record.